Molecule: messenger RNA, 3916 nt
Organism: Plutella xylostella (diamondback moth)
Lineage: Eukaryota; Metazoa; Arthropoda; Insecta; Lepidoptera; Plutellidae
Source: RefSeq, a predicted model, not a curated record
AAACAAGCUCAUUAUUGUAUCAAGUUCACAUUGAGACUUCUCGAAUAGGUUCGCGCUUAUUAUUUUGGUAGACAGGUACGAGGUUAAAAUAUAUAGGUAACCUAUCGACAGAUUGACCUUCAAAUUUCACUCGAGCAGGCAAGACUGGCGACAUUCCGACACGUAGGUAAGAACGCUGAUGACGCGGAGUGAAGAGAAAUGCGACCGAAUUCGCGACAAACCAUUGACACAAUGCCGGUUCAUCGCCGCUGGGCGUCCGUCUACCUACUUAGCUAUAGCCAUUGUAGAGGCGUCUUCACAGGUGCGUAAGCGCAGGUAAGCCCCCGCCCGCGCCCGCGGCCCUCCGCGCCGCCAUCUUGCAUUCCACUCACCGCUCGCCAGACCCCGCGCCCGACCCGCGGCCGCCGCACGCCUCGCGCCGCCCCGUGUGUGUGUAGUGUCAUGUUGUGGUAGUGCAGUGAGCAUGGAGUCCACCCCCAUCUGCCGCUGCCGCGUGCUGUACCUGGGCAGCGCCGUGCCGCAGCAGAGCAAGGACGGGCUGCAGGGCAUCCAGGAGCCGCUGCGCGAGCUGUACCCGGACAAGGGCGCCACCGGCGGCGGCAUCGACUCGUGGCUGUCCGUGUGGUCCAACGGCAUCCUGCUCGAGAACGUGGACGAGAGCGGGUCGCGGGUGGCGCGCUUCUUCCCCAUCUCCAGCCUGCACUACUGCGCGGCCGUGCGGCGCGUGACGGUGGAGGGCGCGCCGCGCUUCCUGCCGCUGGACUCGCCCUUCGCCCGCGCGCCCGCGCCGCGCCGCCCGCCGCUGUUCGCCGCCGUGCUGCGCCGCACGCACGGCAUCAAGGUGCUGGAGUGCCACGCCUUCAUCUGCCGCCGCGAGGCCGCCGCCAACGCGCUGGUGCGCUGCUGCUUCCACGCCUACGCCGACAGCUCGUACGUGAAGCGGCUGGAGGCGGAGCGCGCGCCGCCGCAGCUGCCGCCCGACGAGGAGGAGCUGGAGGUGUACGACGGCGACGAGAACCACAAGGUGUGGGUGGGCGAGGUGGAGCGCGACGACGCCAGCGACGACCUGCCGCACCCGGCCCGCGCGCCGCGGCCGCGGCAGAUCGCGCGCCCCGCCUCCGUGCCGCCGCCGCCGCCGCCGCCCGAGGAGCCCAAGAAGAAGUCCACCACCAAGAAGACGAAGAAGAAGUCGUCGGCGUCGGCGGACGAGCUGUACGCGACGAUGCCGGGCCCGCCGCAGCACCAGAUGAUGAACGGGCGGUCGCUGGGCCGCGCGCCGCCCGCCUGGGCGCAGGGCGCGCCCAUGAUGCUGGUGGCGCACCCGGCGGCCACGCUGCCGCACGCGCGCGCCGCCACCAUGGCGCACCGCGGCCGCCCCGCGCCGCCGCAAGGGCCCUUCCCGCCCGGGCCCAUGAUGAACGGGCGCGGGCGCCUGCAGUACGCCACGGUGGACCCGCGCCGCUCCAAGCCGCCGCCGCCCUCCAUGAAGGCGGCGCAGAGCAUGGGCUCGGGGCUGGAGGCGGCGGACGACGCGGGCGGCAUCUACCGCAAGAAGGGGCACCUCAACGAGCGCGCGUUCUCCUACAGCAUCCGGCAGGAGCACCGCAGCCGCUCGCACGGCUCGCUCGCCAACCUCAAGUUCGCCGCGCCGCCUGAGGUGGAGUCAGGCCGCGAGGAGCUGAAGAAGGAGCGGGAGAUCAUGCAGCUGGUGGCGGGUCUCCAGCUCGGGCCGGACGAGCUCCAGCGGCGCGAGGGGCCGCCACACAUGAUGCGCGCCAAGUACGCUCCCAGAUAACACCACGCCACGGGAACUCUCAGCCUUCCCCUGAAGGAGACUGGAGCCGGGGGGCUACUCUUGCUACGCUGAACAUGAAGUUUCGGGGAGUUGUCAUGCAAACAAGCAGCGCUUCGAAAAAUCGUCUAUGUAGAGGUAGAGUGACCCUACAGGAUGCUCUCAAGAGUUACGAAAUAUUGCAAGAUUUUGCACUUGUCAUACUGCCGAAUAUAGUAAAUCACACUGUAAAUUACAAACUACAUUUUAUGAGAAUCGAAAAUAACCUUGGGUCUUUUACUAUUAACAGAGAACUUCAAAAGAUAUUGAAUUAUUCGAAAGAUAGUCAAAAACUAGGAUUGCGUGUUUUGCCCCUUUUACAAAUCUUGUAUGCACAUUGCACACCUUUGAAAGUUGUGAACAGUGUAAUGAUAAGUAAACAGGAUGGUACGGUCAGGUGCAAAGAAACCUGACCCCCCUAUCAUACUAACAAUGCUUCUGAGGGGGGUCAGGUUUAUCUGCCCCUUACUGUGUACCUAUUGUGUGACUUUAUUGUUCGGUAUUAUGACUUUUAUUAAGAUUAGUUAUAUCUACGUUUGUACAGAACAAUAUCAUAGGAUAUAAGUAAUUAUGAAUUAAUUACGCCAUGUAUGUCGCAUGAUGUAGGAAUUGAUGUAAUCUCCAUUUAUAUUGUUGUAUAUUCACAUAAUAACAAAUUACCUACUUAGGAAUUGUAUAUUUUUUACAUGUACCUACCUAUUUACUUGUAUCAAAAACUUAAGGUUUUAAAAAAGAAAUUGUUAGUAUCAAACCUCUAUCAAUAUUUCAAAACCAUAGGCUAUGUUGUUUUACUUAGGUUUUACUUAGGUAGUUACAUUUUAUGCUAUAGAUCAAAGUAAAACUUAUUAUCAACUUAAGUUCAUUUUCCACUGCACACAAAUAAUACUGAACAAAGAGCAAUUUAAUAGUUUAAAUGAAAAAUUAUCAUUACUCUGAAUGUUAAUGUGAGAUUGUGCGUCGUAAUGGUUCAGAAAUACGUCAUUCAGUACCUAAGGAAGUAAAUAGUUUCGAUACACAUUAAUCAAAUUAUCCGUGUACCGAGUGUGAGUUUUGUGUAAACACAUAAACUACAGUUCUGUACAUACACCAAAUCACAGAAAUCCAAUAAAAAAAAACUUCAAAACUACCUAUAAAAGUAAUCUGGCGUACAAUUUUAUUCAGAUGUUGUGGCGUCUGAAUGUUUGUAUUAGACAGUAACUGCCACCAUUAUUAUUUUUUUCAUUCAUCAAGAAACAUUUUUCGAACUAUAUAAAAAAAGUUAAAUUAAGUCCUAUAUGAUGUAAAUAUAUUAUUUUUAUCGUAGGAUAGGUACUAUUUAAAAUAAUGGGCAAGAAUGUAGUCAGUAGUUAAAUUGUAUUUUAAAUGUGCCUUAAUAAGUAACAAAUAGGAAAAGUUAAUAGGCUUAACUUUUUUUGUCAACAAGUUGUACUAUACCCAUUUGAAAAGAUUUUUAAAAUGUAUACUGUUAAUUGGUAUUUACUACAAGAUUUUGAUAAAAAAAUAAAGAGAAAAUUUAUUAGUAACUACCUAAACAGCCACACAUUUAUACGUUGUCAAAAAAAUAUCGUAUUAUGUAGACAGUACCACUUGUUAUCAAAAGAAAAAGUCUCUAGGUAUUAGGUAAAUAAAUACAAUUGUACAAAAAUACUAGAAUGGUUAGUCAAAGAAGGAAAUAUUACAUAUAGGUAUUAUACAUACGAGUGGAGUUUUUCUAUAAAAUAUGGAAUAGUUUGUAUAAGGUUUAUAUGGAGAUAAGUUCGUUGAUAAAAAUGCAUUUGUUAUACUGUACCACACAACGAAACUUAGAUAGGUAUAUAUUUUUUAUAAUCUGAAGUAUAAAUAAAAACUUAUAGUAAAAGUUUCUAUGACAAUAAAUCUAACUAUUUUUGGAUUUUUAUGGUCACCGAGUGCCAUCUUUCCUUUUAUAAAAAAAUAUUGAUGAACAGUUUUUCAACUAUGAUGGAAACUAUAAAUUGUGUACGUAUUACUUAUAAUUUUAUUAUUAAUUUAAUUAGGUAUGGCUAGACAACGAUGUAUCCAAUUCUUAUUGUCAUAUUUUUUAAAUAAAUAUAGGCCGUAAUAUAG